Molecule: messenger RNA, 5098 nt
Organism: Symphalangus syndactylus (siamang)
Lineage: Eukaryota; Metazoa; Chordata; Mammalia; Primates; Hylobatidae
Gene: TDRKH
Product: tudor and KH domain containing
Biological process (GO): spermatogenesis; P granule organization; piRNA processing
Cellular component (GO): P granule
Molecular function (GO): RNA binding
Source: RefSeq, a predicted model, not a curated record
GCUGCGGGGGCGGAGAAGUGGCGGCUGAAGCGCCGCCGGCGGGGCUCUCUAUCGCCGAGUGAGUGGGAGGCGGCGGCGCUGGUGGCUGCAGCUGGGGUGAGGCGCGAGGCAGCGCACUCGACGGCUGACUGGAGCAGCGGAUAUAAGUCAGAGUACAGCAGAAAAUGUCUACUGAACGGACUUCUUGGACAAGCCUGUCCACCAUUCAGAAGAUAGCCCUGGGCCUUGGGAUCCCAGCCAGUGCAACAAUUGCCUAUAUCCUAUACCGCAGGUAUAGGGAAAGCAGAGAAGAGCGGCUGACAUUUGUUGGGGAAGAUGACAUUGAGAUAGAGAUGCGGGUUCCCCAGGAGGCUGUGAAACUCAUCAUUGGCCGGCAAGGAGCCAAUAUUAAACAACUGCGGAAACAGACAGGUGCUCGGAUUGAUGUGGACACAGAGGAUGUAGGCGAUGAGCGAGUGCUGCUUAUCAGUGGUUUUCCUGUUCAGGUGUGCAAGGCCAAAGCAGCAAUCCAUCAGAUCCUGACAGAGAAUACCCCAGUGUCUGAGCAGCUUUCAGUUCCCCAGAGAUCUGUGGGCAGAAUCAUAGGGAGAGGCGGCGAGACAAUUCGUUCUAUCUGUAAAGCCUCUGGAGCCAAAAUUACCUGUGACAAAGAAUCAGAAGGGACAUUACUACUAUCAAGACUUAUAAAAAUCUCAGGAACACAGAAGGAAGUGGCAGCAGCCAAGCAUUUGAUACUGGAGAAAGUUUCAGAAGAUGAAGAACUUCGGAAGAGAAUUGCUCAUUCUGCAGAAACCAGAGUCCCACGCAAACAGCCAAUCAGUGUGAGAAGAGAAGACAUGACAGAGCCAGGUGGAGCUGGAGAGCCAGCUUUAUGGAAAAACACCAGUUCUAGCAUGGAGCCGGCUGCACCCCUGGUGACUCCUCCACCCAAAGGAGGAGGCAACAUGGCUGUGGUAGUGUCAAAGGAAGGUUCCUGGGAGAAACCUAGUGAUGACAGCUUUCAGAAGUCGGGAGCCCAGGCCAUCCCAGAGAUGUCCAUGUUUGAAAUCCCCAGUCCUGACUUCAGUUUUCAUGCUGAUGAGUACCUAGAAGUCUACGUUUCUGCUUCUGAGCACCCUAACCACUUCUGGAUCCAGAUCGUUGGCUCCCGCAGCCUGCAAUUGGAUAAGCUUGUCAAUGAGAUGACUCAGCACUAUGAGAAUAGUGUGCCUGAAGACUUGACUGUGCAUGUAGGAGACAUUGUAGCAGCACCUUUACCUACAAAUGGUUCCUGGUAUCGAGCUCGGGUCCUCGGCACCUUGGAGAAUGGGAACUUGGACCUCUAUUUUGUUGACUUUGGAGAUAAUGGAGAUUGCCCACUGAAGGACCUCAGGGCUCUCAGGAGUGACUUCUUAAGCCUUCCAUUUCAAGCAAUAGAAUGUAGUCUGGCACGGAUUGCUCCCUCAGGUGACCAGUGGGAAGAGGAAGCUUUGGAUGAGUUUGAUAGACUCACUCAUUGUGCUGACUGGAAGCCUCUGGUAGCCAAGAUCUCUAGCUAUGUCCAGACUGGGAUCUCAACUUGGCCGAAGAUCUACUUAUAUGAUACUAGCAAUGGGAAGAAACUUGAUAUUGGGCUAGAAUUAGUACACAAAGGAUACGCAAUUGAGCUUCCUGAAGACAUAGAAGAAAACAGAGCUAUCCCAGACAUGUUGAAGGACAUGGCCACAGAAACAGAUGCCUCUCUCAGCACCUUGCUCACUGAGACCAAAAAGAGCUCUGGAGAGAUAACACAUACCCUGUCCUGCCUCAGCUUAUCAGAAGCUGCUUCUAUGUCUGGUGAUGAUAACCUUGAAGAUGACUACUUACUCUGAAGUCUGGGCUUCAGCUUGCUCAGCCAUCUGCUUUGCUGUGUGAGUGCAGCUAUCAUCUAUCUGUAGCAACAGGAAAGUAAUGAGGGUGACAGUGGGGCACUUGCUUUGAUUCCCUCUUUCCCGUGCCCUGUCUUAAUAUACUCUGCAGCUGCUUUCCUGCAGCUUAACUUGCUCUCAGAUUGAGCACUUUCAAGCUUUUUGUGUAUUUCUGUGUUUGGCAGGAUUUGGCAUAGGAAUUGGUGCCUGGAGGAGAGGAGUGUAUGAUAAAGGAUCCAUACAGUCCUUCCUUUAUUACACAUACAGUCUGGCUUGUUGUGGACCAAAUUCAUAUUCUCCUCCCAUCAGACUACAAAAAAAUUGGACUACCACACUACAAGUGUGUCUCCCCCAUUCCACCUCCUGCUCCUGAUCGCUCCCCAACCCUCCAGUGUUUGAAUACUGCUGUGUUACUUCCAGGCCGUUCAACGUCAGGCUCAGUCCCCUCUACCAGUCAUGAUGCACAUUACUGCUAGGCUGUAUCCUUUUCGAGGCUGGGAAAUAGGCUUUCGUCAUUGGAAGGGAUGAUUCUGCAGACUUCUGACUCACCUUAUCAGGGGACUCUGGUUAAGGAAAGCUUUUGAUCACUUCUUGGCCUUUUGGCUAAGAUCAAGUGUAGGAAAGCUUUUGAGUGGUGAACUCAAAGACCCCAGUUGAAUCAGGAGGCAAAGGCAAAAAUUAGCAUAAUUAUAUUUAAAAGCCUCAGGAAGUGGGAAGAGAAUACUGCCUCCCAGCCUCAAUUGCUGAUAUGUUAUUGAAGACAGGCUUUUGAAACUGCUCCAGCUAUUUCUCUGUAACCUUUAGUUAAAAUAUAAGUAGAAAGGAGACAGGAGGCUCAAGAAAUUUUCUAAAUUGCUAGUAUAAUAUCUAUAUGUAUGCACACAUAUCCACCCGUGGAGAGAGAGGAAGAGUAUACAGUCCUGUUUAAAUCAUUUGGAGGAUUUUUUUGCUGAAUAAAGUUCUCAAGAAAAUUUUCUAAAACCAAAUUCUGAUUGACUCACAAGGUGGAAGCAGGAUGUGAGCCUAAAUCUGGUGAAAACUGCCAACUGCCUCACAGAAAGCCCAUCUAUGAAACAAGUGUCCCUCCCAUAUACACAUUGAUAUUGUUUCUCUAAAGUCACUUCAGAAAUAACCAUUCACUGGCUGGGCACGGUAGCUCACACCUGUAAUCCCAGCACUUUGGGAGGCUGAGGCAGGCAGAUUACUUGAGGCCAACAUGGUGAAACCCUGUCUCUACUAAGAAUACAAAAAAUUAGCCAGGCAUGGUGGCAUGCACCUGUUGUCUCAGCUGUGUGGGAGGCUGAGGCAGGAGAAUCGCUUGAACCCGGGAGGCGGAGGUUGCAGUGAGCUGAGAUUGUGCCACUGCACUCCAGCCUGGAGUGACAGAGAGAGACUCUGUCUCAAAAAAAUACAAAAAUUAGCUGAGCGUGGUGGCAGGCACUUGUAAUCCCAGCUAUUCGGGAGGCUGAGGCACAAGAAUCACUUGAACCUGGGAAGCGGAGGUUGCAGUGAACCCAGAUCACACCACCACACCGCCAGCCUGGGUAACAGAGCAAGACCUUGUCUCAAAAAAACAAAUUCACUAGGAACCCGAACCAGUUUAGGUUUAGGCUGUGUGAGUAAGACCCCACCUAUACUAUUCAAAAGAAAAGGCGGCUGGGCGCUGUGGCUCACGCUUGUAAUCCCAGCACUUUGGGAGGCCGAGGUGGGCGGAUCACGAGGUCAGGAGAUCGAGACCACGGUGAAACCCUGUCUCUACUAAAAAUACAAAAAAUUAGCCAGGUGUGGUGGCGGGCGCCUGUAGUCCCAGCUACUCGGAGAGGCUGAGGCAGGAGAAUGGUGUGAACCCAGGAGGCGGAGCUUGCAGUGAGCCGAGAUUGAGCCACUGCACUCCAGCCUGGGUGAAAAAGCAAGACUCCGUCUCAAAAAAAAAAAAAGGCCCAGAUUAAGAUUCUAGAAACCUGGAUUCUAGGAACAGCUCUGGUAAGUAGCUCAUGUAGUCUUGGAGGAAUCUUUAAGGAGUAGAUCUCCACUGUAAACUUUUUGCAAAAUUUUAAUGUGUUUCCUUAUAGCAUCUUUCCAUUUCUGACAGUACUGUGAGGCUCAAAUGAGAGGCUUGAAGUACUUGAGGUGCUUCAAAGUAAAUAUAAAUGUAUAGUAAUGUGGAUGGUAGAAAAAUGGCAAGUGAACUUUUUUUAAGGAUAAAGCAAGAUAAACUAGAAAAUUUAAAACUAGCACAUAAGGAUGCCUUACACAGGUCUUUUUUUUAAAAUUUAGGGAUUAGUAACGUCUACCUAUAUACUACAUGGCAACUAUAUUUUCUCAUAACCACAAUUCUCAAAAUUUAUUUUCUCAGAAAAAUCUCAGUAUUAGCCAGGCACCAGUGGCUCACGCCUAUAAUCCCAACACUUUGGGAGGCUGAGGCGGGCAGAUUGCUUGAGCUCAGGAGUUCAAGACCAGCCUGGCACCAUGCUGAAACCCCAUCUCUACCAAAAAUACAAAAAAAUUAGCCAGGCAUGGUGGUGUGUGCCUGUGGUCCUAGCUACUUGAGAGGCUGAGGUCGAGAAUCGCUUGAGCCCAGGGGAGCAGAGGUUGCAGCGAGUGAGCCAAGAUUGCACCACUCCACUCCAGCCUGUGUGACACAGCAAGAUGCUGUUUCCAAAAAAAGAAAAGAAAAAUCUCAGUCCCAAUUAGCAGAAAGGCUCUAGUGAAGGAACAGCUCUGGUGAGUAGUUCAGGUACUCUUGGAGGAAUCUUUAAGGAGCUUCCAUUUAUUUGAUGUUUCAGAUGUUGGCUGCAAUGAACUCGCUGAAGCAUGCUCAGCCCUGGAACUGGUGCUACCAGAGUUCCUUAGGGAACCUUUACUCUUAAGAUAGAGGUCCCUGAUAUAAAUCAUUUAUAAGACUUCCUACCCUGAAAAUGAGUAAUGUCUCAUUCUUACCUGCAGUUUGUUACUAUGUAUAAAAGUCUUUUUCUUUAAUAUGCCUUUAAGUCUUACCUGUUUACAGCCCAUUCUGAUGGGUUCUUUUGUCAUUCUGUUAGUAUAACCCAGUACUUUUCCUGCUGCCUGGAAUGCCCUCUUCUAUGUCACCUAUUUUGUCCAUUGAGAUCCCCCAACUUGGGCCAAAGCCAAGGGAUCUAUGUGCCUUCUUUGGUUUUCUCCACAUCUGUAGCACCUCAACUGAAAUAUAUGGAUAAAAACAGCCCAACAAA